Molecule: messenger RNA, 1813 nt
Organism: Lotus japonicus
Lineage: Eukaryota; Viridiplantae; Streptophyta; Magnoliopsida; Fabales; Fabaceae
Product: cytochrome P450 CYP82D47-like
Exons: 2
Coding region: 67-1662 (531 amino acids)
Biological process (GO): defense response to other organism
Molecular function (GO): iron ion binding; oxidoreductase activity, acting on paired donors, with incorporation or reduction of molecular oxygen; heme binding
Source: RefSeq, a predicted model, not a curated record
AUAGGAGUGCAUUAGUGAUGUGUUUUUACUUCUUGUUCUCAUUCCUUGGCAGGUAACUAACGAACCAUGGAACUCAACACUGAGUAUCUGUACACAGCACUUGCCAGUGUUGUGAGCAUUCUAUUGAUUUCUUAUUACUAUGCCCACGUUACAAAGAGCACUAAGACUAAGCCACCCCUAGCCGCCGGUGGCUGGCCUUUAAUCGGCCACCUCCACCUCUUAGGCGGUUCCCGCCACCCACCUUACAUAACCUUAGGAGACUUAGCAGACAAGCACGGGCCCAUCUUCAGCAUCCGAUUCGGGGUGCACCCAGCUGUGGUGGUCAGCACAUGGGAGCUAGCCAAGGAGAUCUUCACCUCCCUCGACGUCAUCGUCUCCGAUCGUCCCAAAUACACCGCUGCAAAGAUCCUCGGCCACGACUACGCCAACUUCGGGUUCUGCCCUUAUGGUGAGUACUGGCGCGUGAUGCGGAAGCUAACCGCCUCGGAGCUUCUCGCCACGCGCCGGUUUGACUCGCUUAGAGAGAUAAGGGAUUACGAGGUGAGGAGCGCGGUCGAAGAGCUGUUACUCAGAGCGCGCUCCUCACCUCGUGAUUCUUCCGUUGUUGUGGAGAUGAAGAAGUGGUUGGGGGACAUGAACUUGAACGUGAUUCUGAGGAUGAUUGCUGGGAAGAGAUACGGUGGUGUUGAUGAUGAGGAGGUGAGGAAGGUGAGGAGGGUUUUCAGGGAGUGGUUUCGUUUGACGGGGUUGUUUGUGGUUGGGGAUGCGAUUCCGGUGCUUGCGUGGCUUGACUUGGGAGGGCAUGUGAAGGAGAUGAAGAAAACGGCGGUGGAAAUGGAUAGUGUGAUUUGUGAGUGGUUGGAGGAGCAUCGCCGGCGGAGAAGAGAUGUUUCAGGGGAGAGUGAAACAGAGCAGCAGGAUUUCAUUGAUGUUCUGUUGUCUGUACUUGACGGCAUUGAUCUUGGUGGUUAUGAUGCUGACACUGUCAACAAAGCCACCUGCUUGACGCUAAUUGCAGGGGCAACAGACACCACAACAGUUACAAUGACAUGGGCACUCUCCUUAUUGCUAAACAAUCCUCACACUUUGAAGAACGUUCAAAAGGAGCUAGACGAACACGUAGGAAAUCAAAGACCAGUAAACGAAUCAGACAUCUACAACCUACCCUACCUCCAAGCAGUAGUCAAAGAAACACUGCGAUUAUACCCAGCUGGCCCCCUCGCUGGAGCGCGUCAAUUCACAGAGGACUGCACCUUAGGCGGCUACCACAUCCAAGCAGGCACAAGAUUGAUCCUAAACCUCUGGAAGAUGCACAGAGACCCGCGCGUGUGGGAAGAUCCUCUAGAGUUUCAACCGGAGAGGUUUCUGAGUAGCCGCCACAAGGGUGUGGAUGUGAAGGGUCAGCAUUUUGAGCUGCUUCCGUUUGGUGGUGGAAGAAGGUCAUGUCCUGGCAUAUCGUUUGGCCUUCAAAUGACGCAGUUGGCUCUUGCUGGUUUUUUGCAGGCGUUUGAGGUUGCGACCCCGUUGAAUGAGGAGGUUGAUAUGAGUGCCACGUUUGGACUCACUAAUAUUAAGACCACUCCGCUUGAGGUUGUGGUUAAACCUCGUUUACACUCUCACCUCCUCUUUGGCAAUCAACAUCAGCCAAAUCCACUGCAUUAGCCUUCAGUUUUUAUGGUACUCAUUAAAUAAGCACUGAGGACCCUUUACUCUGAUCACGUUUAGAUUCUAGUUUUAUGCUUAAUCUGAUGUAUAAAAUGUAUUUGAGCUUAAUGUGUUUGAUAAUAAUAAUAAGGAAAAUGUUUGGUAUAAA